AGAGAGAGAGAAAUGAUAGAAAAUAAAGAAAAGUGAUUGAAAGGAGAGCGAUAAAUCGAAGAAGAAUUGACCAAUCGAUUGGUUUCGAGUUUAAAUAAAAUCGAUAUUAGAAUUCGAGAGUUGGAACGCCCCCUGAAUCGAGCGAUAAUAGAGAAACGGACGACGGUCGUUGGCAGCGAUGGCGGCGGCGGCGGCGGCGGCGGUGGCGGUGGUGGUGGCGGUAGCGGUAACAGCGGCUAUGUCGACGGCGAACACCCUCUUCGGUAUCGAGAAGUCAGAAUAAUAGAAAGAAGAAGGGUGUCGCCUCUCCCGUCGACGCUUCGCUGCCGUUGCCGAUGACGACCGAGCCGAUCGCGAGACAGUCGUCGUGGCCAGUCGGAUGCUGUUGCUCGAGUGGUGCGGUUGUUGCACGAGAACGAGCUCUCUCUCUCUCUCUCCCCAUCAUCAUCAACUCGUUCUACCUCGUUGCAUCGCGCGUUCGUCAGACACACAUACGCAUUAUUUACUAUCUUUCUUUCUUUCUUUCUUUCUUUCUUUCUUUCUUUUUUUCUCUCUUUUUUUUUUUCUUUUUUUCUUCGUAAUUCUUUUCGUUCCUCGUAUUUACAACGCACGAGAUAAUACCGCGAAAAGAGAAAGAGAGAUAUAAAAACCACGAACUACACGAAUAAGUGAGAGACACACAAUAAGAGAGUGUCAACGGAAACAGUGUUGUAUCGUCAAAAGGGGUGUUCUUCAACGUUCAAGAUUUUCUACGGAUAUAUACACGUCAAGAAAUAUUAUAUCCAGGGAUAUUAUCGUCUAGGAUCCAACCAGGACAGAGAGAGAGAGAGAGAGAGAGAAAGAAAGAAAGAGAAAGAGAGAGAUAUAUAUAUAUGUAAACUCACAGACGGAGAGAGAGAAAGAAAGAGAGAAAGAGAGAGAGAGAGAGAAGAGAUUUACAAAAAAAGAAAAAAGAAACAAAAAAAUGAACGAAAUUGAUUCCUGAGAGAUUAAAAACCGUGGCUGGCGAAGGUAUUCCUUCCGAUAGGAAGGAAAGGAAAAAUAUAGAAAUUGAUAAUAAAGGAAUAAUAUCGAGGGACGAGAUUCUUAUACUCGUUGGUGUGCGAUUUAGUGAUCGUAAGUGGAGUUAUUGUUUUUCAACGGGCCGACGAAGGUGGAAGGAGGAAGAGUGGCCGAGGACGAGCAGAAGAAGACGGAGAAAAAGAAGAAGAAGAAGAAAAAAGGGAAAAGGUGAAUGAGGAGAUUUAUAUUUUCGUUCUAACACGAGUAUGAUCGGCAUAGCUCGAAGAAAUUGGGCUUUGCGCCUAUCAGUGGUGCUCAACGUUUGCGUACUACUUUAUGUAUGCGCCCAUUUUGGUUCUUCUUCCGGUCCUUGGAUCGAAGAACCACCAACCAAUUGGGCUGCCGCAGCACCACCAGCUCCAGCUCCACCUGCUGUGGCACAAGCACCACGAUCAAGAAAUUCGAUUUUACCAGGGGAUGUUAUCCCUGCUAGUGGCAUUGCUGGUGGUGCUGCUGCUGGUGGAUCGUCAAUCGAUCGAUUUUCGAAUGAUACUCUGAUCUCUGUCCUUUCUUCUUCCUUUUCAUCUUCCUCCUCCUCAUCGUCUUCAUCUUCUUCUUCUUCUUCUUCUUCGUUACUAUCACCACCUGUCCCACCCUCCUCAACGAACAAAAGAAACAAGAAGAAAGGUUUACUGAAUAAAAUGAUCGGAGGAAUCGUCACCAUGAAACCUACUUCGAAGGAGGCCAAGGUCGAAAUAUUCAACGAUACGAUUCGACGAGACGAUCGUGCUCGCAAUCGUACGAAAAACAUCAAUGGACCGGCACCGGCACCAAUACCAGAAAUACCAAUUGUCAGUCUGAAGGAAGCCAUAUCUUGCAACGAAAAAUCAUUAGAACCUAGAAGAGCCCAACGUGGCGAUUAUUGGGUUCUAUAUAAUUACGUACCUAUGAGUAUGAACGUGAAAUGUUGGGAAAGCGUAACAUAUACAACUCAUGCCGAUUACACCUUUCUGGAUAACUUGGAACCAUUGUUGGAACGUUGGAGAGCACCGAUAUCGAUCGCGAUGCAUGCUCCUGGCACAGACUUUUCGGCGACAUUAGACGCGAUCAAAUAUUCGAGGAGUUGUGGUAGCCCAUUGGUUUUUCAACUGGUGACAUUUCAUGUCUUUUUCAGCAGUAAACACGUGCCAAAAUCGGUUCCACCAUCGGAAAAAGUUAUGUCCGAUACGUACAAUUGUACGUUGGGACCACCCUGGGUAAAUAUAACGCUUUCGAAGAUGUACAAAAACGAAAAGAAACUUCUUUAUCCCGUUAACGUUGGAAGAAAUAUAGCAAGGGAAUCAGCACCGACAUAUUAUGUUUUUGCAAGUGACAUAGAAUUAUAUCCGAGUCCAAAUCUUCCGGAAAAGUUUCUUGAAAUGAUCCGUAGGAGAGAUCAACCGGCAUUGCAAAAAUCUAAUCCGAAGGUUUACGUCUUGUCCAUAUUCGAAGUUAACGAAAAGUAUCGACCACCGAACAAUAAAACUCAUUUGGUACAAAUGUUGAAAGCAGGAACAGCUAUUCCAUUUCAUAAGAAGCUUUGUUCCGGUUGUCACAACGUUCCACGUAGCAAGGAAUGGCAGGAAGCUCCUGAAACCGAAGGUCUUCAUGUAUUUCACGUUGGAAAGCGUACAGGUAGCUUCGUUCAUUGGGAACCUAUUUUUAUAGGAACUAACGAAGAACCUUUGUACGACGAACGACUCAGUUGGGAAGGAAAAAGUGAUAAAAUGCCGCAGGGUUACGCUCUCUGUGUCCUUGAUUACGACUUUCUCAUUCUGGACAAUGCAUUCUUGGUUCAUCGUCCCGGUAUAAAGAUCUUCAAAAAGGAUCCUCAUCGUGAAAUGCUUACUGCUAAGACGAACGCAUUGAUCAAGAAAAUUAUCGUACCAGAAUUAAAAAUCUUAUAUGGUACAAGAAAAGGAUGUGCUGUCUAGCCAUUACCAUCACGGGCGUCUUAGCGCUCUAGACGGACAAAAACAAGUAAAUCAAUACUGACUAGCUCGCUAAUUUGAAAGAGCUACCAUUCGAUCUUAAUGUUUCUACGCCAAUAAUUCUAAACGCAAAUUAAGCGUGUUACUAAAGAUCGUCAUUCAAAAUGUUAAUAUGUUCCAUGAAUCGUGCCAAUUCAAUGAUAAAUUAUCAAAGAUCCAAUAUCGUCGUUUUUCAUUAACGUUUCUCUAAGGUUUUUCUAAAGUCAAAAAUGUUGUGAUAAAGAGAAGAAGGAAAAAGAAUAUGCAAAUCGAUAGAGACAGAGAAGGAGAGAGAGAGAGAGAGA
Vespa mandarinia (Asian giant hornet) is the source of this 3316-nucleotide messenger RNA. Its product is annotated as beta-1,4-glucuronyltransferase 1. Lineage: Eukaryota; Metazoa; Arthropoda; Insecta; Hymenoptera; Vespidae. The record is from RefSeq and is a predicted model, not a curated record.